This is a messenger RNA of Artibeus jamaicensis (Jamaican fruit-eating bat), 5083 nucleotides long. It is a transcript of the gene BCL2L13, whose product is annotated as BCL2 like 13. Gene Ontology annotation, cellular component: mitochondrion. Gene Ontology annotation, biological process: apoptotic process; regulation of apoptotic process. Bases 378 to 1742 code for a protein of 454 amino acids. The transcript has 7 exons. The record is from RefSeq and is a predicted model, not a curated record. Lineage: Eukaryota; Metazoa; Chordata; Mammalia; Chiroptera; Phyllostomidae.
GGCCGAUCCCAGGAAUCAUAGAGUUGAGCGACCCCCAGGAAGAGACGCCGGCUCUUCCGGGGCACAUCUGCGCGAAGAGACUUCCUAACCUCUAUGGCUCGUACUUCCGCUCGGGAAAUCCGCCUAUUCCGGAGCCCCUGGGCGACCCCACCUGCUGACCCCGACGCCAGCAGUGACGGAAGCACGCCGGCGGUGACCUAACCCUCUAACAUGGCGGCGGCGGUAGAUUAGGGUCGCGGGUCGCAGCCACCGCGCCGCUGGAGGAAGGACGCUGUGUGAAAUAAGUGCCGCCGCCGCCGCCUCUUCCACCUCCUCUGGGCCAGGGCCAGGUUGCGCACCUCUGCCCGCAGACCCUCCUGGAGCGCCGCUGCCGCCCCAUGGCGUCCUCUGCUGCUGUGCCCGCGGGCUUUCACUACGAGACCAAGUUCGUGGUGCUCAGCUACUUGGGGCUCCUCUCUCAGGGGCCCCCGCACGGGCAGCGCCUCUCCUCAGCCCCAGGAGUUCCAGAAGAUGUAGCUUCACAGUCUCUGGAUCAAGAAGUUUUAUUAAAAGUUAAAACUGAAGUUGAAGAUGAGCUAAAAUCCCUGGACAAGGAAAUUUCUGAAGCCUUCCCCGGCACAGGCUUCGACCGGCACACUUCUCCAGUGUUCAGCCCCGCCAACCCGGAGAGCUCCGUGGAAGACUGCUUGGCUCACCUUGGAGAGAGAGUGUCCCGAGAGCUGCACGAGCCUCUGCAGAAGGCGCUGCAGGCGCUGCUCAGCCAGCCAGUGACGUACCAGGCUUACCGGGAGUGCACGCUGCAGGCCACCGUCCAUGCCAGCGGCUGGGACAAGAUUUUGGUGCCUCUGGUUCUGCUGCAACAAAUGCUGUCGGAGCUGACAAGGCGCGGUCAGGAGCCCCUCAGUGCACUGCUGCAGUUCGGGGUGACGUACCUGGAGGACCACGCGGCAGACUUCAUCAUCCAGCAGGGCGGCUGGGGCACUGUCUUUAAUCUUGAGUCCGAGGAGGAGGAGGACCCUGGAGUCGUUGCUGAAGACAGCAAUGACAUUUACAUCCUGCCCAGUGACAACUCUGGACAGGUCAGUCCUCCAGAGUCUCCCACUGUGACCACUUCCUGGCAGUCGGAGAGCUUACCGGUCUCCCUGUCUGCCAGCCAGAGCUGGCACACAGAGAGUCUUCCGGUGUCCCUGGGUCCCGAGUCCUGGCAGCAAAUCGCCAUGGACCCAGAAGAAGUCAAAAGCUUAGACAGCAACGGGGCUGGAGAGAAGAGUGAGAACAACUCCUCCAACUCUGACAUCGUGCACGUGGAGAAGGAAGAGAUCCCUGAGGGCGCAGGAGAGGCUGCCGAGGCUUCUGGAGUCUUGUCAACCAGGGGGUUGCAAGAAGCGUCCCAGGAAGCCCCCGCUCCCUCGCUUCCUAGGAUCACUGCCACCUCCUUGCUGCAGAUGCGGGAGCCUGCAAAGGUGACUGAUGUGGAGAAGGUCAGCCCGGCACCCUCCUUGGCCAUAGAACCUGGUGAAGCAGAGGAGCAGGUGGUGCCUGUGCUGGAGCCCAAGGGAGCGCUGCGGAGUGAGGGGAUGGAAGCAAGGAGAGAGCGUCUCCUGCCAGGGCCCUCCCCGACGGGUGAGGAGAGGGCCCUGCCACCGGCCAGGGGCACAACUACGCUACUGUUUGGAGGGGCUGCUGCUGUUGCUGCCCUGGUGGUGGCUGUCGGGGUGGCACUGGCCCUGAGGAAGAAAUAGCACAUUUCUCCGAAGAGACAGCAAGGAUGUUAGGUUUUGGCUGUGCUGAGUGUGAGCCGUCAGCAGUUGCCUGCAUGACUGUGGAGCAUGUGCAGGUCACCUGGUCAAAAGGGUGGGAGGUGGCAAUGCUCAUGGGUGUCUGACUGUGAGUCCCAAGGGCCGUGGCUCAGGCUUGACUCGGUCUCAGGAGUGAAGUCCUCCGUCAGGCACAGGUUUCCCAACCUCUGCACCAGUGUACCUUGGUAAUUCUUUGUUGUGGGAGGCUGUCGUGUGCAUUAUGGAAUGUUUAGCAAUGUCCCUGGCCUCUACCUGCUAAACCACAGCACCCUCCUGCAGUCAUGACAGCCAAAAAUAUCCCCUGACAUCACCAAGUGUCCCCUGGGGGAGAAGUUGCUCCCCCUGCAGAGCCGCAGCUUAGAGGGGGAGGGUUCCGUUGGAAGCCUUGGGAUAGCAGCGCCCCUCAGCCAGGACUGGCCCUGCCCUCAGACGCCCUCCUUCCUGACACUCGAGCGCCCUUCUGCAGUCCUCUCUGGCUCUUCUUGCCGGCCUUUUUGGUCCUGUCACGUGCGGGGCUCCGCCCUGUGUCUCAGGUGUCACAAGGCUCCUCUUCGCCCCAGGUUUCCUCCAAGAUCCAUGAAGAGAGCUUACUCUGUUCUGUCCCUGUCACGUCCUCAACUCUUCUCACAGCUUCAUCUGGUAGAGACACUGCCCUUAGUCAUCUUUCAAAGAGGGAGACGCACUCCCUCCCUGCCCAGGGUGCUGUGCUGUGGCGGUCACAGGCUCACAGACCUGUCUCGUGGAGCACAUGGCUCACACGACCUCUGGCCCUGCAGGUAUGGCCCAGACGAGCACAGGGCCACUGUCUGGUGCCAGGGCCUUGGACUCAGUCCUCUUCCGGGUUGGCCAGCUGGCUACUUGCAGUCCUUACUGCAACCACCCGAAUCAUAAUUCUUAUUAGUAAAUACAGAAAGUCUCCUAAAUGUCAAUGAAAUAAAAACUAUGAAAAGAGAAGCCUGACUUUCUCGGUUAUCCCCAAGAUUCUAGUUUGGCUUCUUCGCUGAACUCUACAGUCCAGUGCCAGAAUGUGGAACCAGAUGGUUCUAAGUGGCGUGCUGUUGCCAAUUGGCGUGGUUUUCUUUCUUUUGUCGAACCCACCACUACAGGGUAGGGGAGGGGAUUGUCUCUCUGUGCCCAGGGGUCUCAGUGUCAUGUGGACACACUUGCCUGACACCAGUCAUCUCAGCUCUAUCUUAGCAAGUGGAACACAUUACUUUUUAGAUCCUGAAAUUUGUGAUAAAAUUACUUUACCUAUCUUAAUCACCAAAAGUUGAUGUUUUAAAUAUACUUUUUAAAAUCUAUUCUUUAAAAUUACAACUUCUCCAUAAAGUAAUACUAUGUAAAAGUUGGUCAAGCCCUGGCUGGUGUGGCUCAGUGGACUGAGUACUAGUCUGCAAAGCAAAGGGUCACCAGUUCAAUUCCCAGUCUAGGGCACAUGCCUGGGUUGCAGGCCAGGUCUCCACUGAGGGGCGCUCAAGAGGCAACCACACAGGGACGUGUGUCUCCCUCUCUUCCUCCCUCCCUUCCCCUCUCUCUAAAUCUUUAAAAAUUUUCUUCACAGGGGAAGAGCAGGCUGGUGUAUCACCUUGAUUUUUCCCCCUUUCAUAAUAAAUUUUUUUCUUUACAUUGUUCACACUUUUAAACUCUGUCCUCAAGCCCAUUGGCUGAGCACAUUUCAGCACUAACAAACCAGGUUCGUCUCUGAGCUGCCACAGAGCAACCCUGCCAGGAUCUGUGGGUCUGCGUCUCCACUAAGACAAAGAACGGGAGGUGGGACACGAUGCCACCCUGGCUGCUUUAUCGUCCGGUCUGCUGAACAGCAGUAACACAAAGUCCUUGGCCCGCUGCAUUUUGCUGGGUCCUGGUAAAUAGCUCUUUUCUCUCCAGCCCUGAGCUCCUGAGCAGAAACAGGGUGUACCAGCACCCUGUUCUGUCCUUGUGGCCUUAUCCCCACUUCCUGCAGAGGGAGGGAGAGCUGAGAAGCAGAACAGCUGUGUGCUUUGUUGAAGAGAAAAUCACUUCUCACCCUCCCUUUUGGUGGGAGUGGGCAGUAGAAAGCCAUUCCUUCUUGCCCCGACUUAAGUAACAUCUGAAUCUAAGGUAAAAGGACGAUUCAGAAGAAAUCCAACGUACUUAUAGAACUCAAAUGCAGAACUGAGAUCACUAUUCAUCAUUCCUCAUUCUUCGAACUGUUUUCGUUAGUCCUCCACAACUCUUAACUGCUCUGCUUGGGUGGAAGGGUUUCUGGUCACUUAGCGAAAAGCCAGUGACUGUUUCUUGAGAAAGAUAACCCGAAUUAAUGAAUGCUCAUUUAUCCUUUCUAAUAAAAUAAUUAUGAGCCCAGGGAAAUCAGUUUCUGUAGUGUGCCUUAGGGGGCUCUCCAAUCAUCACUGCCUUCUAGAAAGAAGGCUUUCUGGAUAAAGAACAAGGACUGGACCAUCCCUUUCCAACAUUUGCCCCAGCCCCCACUCGCCUCCCCUUGGCCGUGUCCUCUGUGCCCGUCAGUACUGCACGGGCAGCCCAGGCACGCGGUGGUGGUGGUGGGGGGGGGGCCGCCACGGCCCUUCGCCUCCUCAGCUCUGCCUGCUCUCCCUCUCCCGGGGUCAGAGCUGGGGUCAGAGCCGUGCCUGCACCCUGCUCUUCUCCCAGAGGGGUGACCGGUGGACAAAUGUCAGGCCCAUAGAAUGUUUAAAUUAUUUUAAGAGCUGUUUUAUAGAAAUAAAAGGUAUUGCAGGUAAAAAAAAACUUUUUCCUCCUCUUUUCUCAAUGUAUUACGUCUUUUUACAUGAACUUACCGUCCAAAAAACUUGAGACAGUAACACGUCCUCGGCGCACAGAAGCAGCCUCUUGGCUCCCAACCGGCCCCUCAUUAGCCUCACGCCGCCGGCAGCCCGGGCCCGCGAUAGUGACGCCCCGCUCACGUUCCACCCCAGGAGGCUCGGCGGAGCGUGGGCUCAAAUUCAGGAGGCAUAUUUUGUACAAAUUAGAAUAUCCUUUUUCUUUAAAAAGUGUGGGUAAUUGUAAUUCUGGCAAAUUGUUGAGGGUUUACUAAUUCUUCUACAGUCGUCGAGCAUAUGAAGGCCACGAGUUUUCCCGACUCCUUGCACUGGCAGGACAGCCGCCCGCCGCGUCCGCCCCCCCCCCCCUCGACGCCCAGGGGCGGCCUGUGCGAGCGCCGGACCAACCGGGCGGGUCUGCCGGGAGGGGCCCUGUGGGCGGGAGAUGGCACGACCCGGGACGGGGCUCCUCUCGGGGGCCUUUCUUUUCCUUUUUUUUUUUUUUUU